Messenger RNA from Penicillium cataractarum, 720 nucleotides. RefSeq lists its product as uncharacterized. NCBI's taxonomy places the organism in Eukaryota, Fungi, Ascomycota, Eurotiomycetes, Eurotiales, Aspergillaceae. The record is from RefSeq and is a predicted model, not a curated record. The transcript has 2 exons. The coding region runs from base 1 to 720 and encodes 239 amino acids.
AUGACAGACACAAAUUCCACAGUUCUCUCCCCCGACUCCCCUCUCAUCAGCCACGACGGCUCCAGCCCCUCUGCCAGCCUAAACUCAACACAAUCCAUUGACCCAGCCUUACUAGAUGAAGAAGAAAAUCCCGUCGAAGACGACAACAUCAUCACACCAUCAAAGCAAUCAUACGCCAUCGGCGGGGGAGGAUACAACGCGCUAAAGGCACACAAGGGCCAACUAUACUCCGGCAUGGCAGUCGGCGGCUCUCAUACCUGGAACUACGACCCGGGUGUAUGGAAAGAGACCAAAGAAGAGCCCGAUCUAUGGCGAAUAGAUUAUCAGACUAAUAAGCGCCGAAUGCGAAAUGCACCCAAGGGUAGUGGAGCGCCCGUGGGGACGGAGUAUCACUGGUUAAUUGUGGGACAUCAGCAUGUGCGGAAAAUCGACGCAAACACGUACGAGACCCAUUUGACGGGUGCCAAGUAUAAGUUGGCACACAAGUCAGCCACGACGGGGUCGUGGUCUAUUCCGACGGUGCGGGGUCAACGAGAACGGGAAAUGGAGUUACUUGAAGAUGCACGGCGUCGUGUACAAGGAUUACCCCCCGUACUUGCGAGUGAGAAGGUCAAGCUUGAUCGGCGUGAGAAAGGGCAACAGAGUCUUGAUACGUUGUUUAGUAAAGCUAGUCGGGGGAAGGGGGAGACUACUGAAGCUAAGAAGAGGAAACGAGUGUAA